AUGGGCCGUCACUUCUCGACCAACCACUCUCCCUCCUCCCGCCGUCACCGGAGCCACCGCGGCAUCUCUCCGCCGCCGCAAGAGAAGCAUCGGCCUUUGAGUCGCGGGUCGGACCGUUCGGGUUCUGGUUCGCCGGAUCCUCCUCCUCGCUCCCCCUCUCCACGAACGAAGCGCUUGAAGAGAGCUCAACCUGAACGUGAGCGCGAGAGGAGUAGAGGGAGGGGUUCGGAAAGGGAAGGUGUUGAGCGGAAGGAGAGGAAGAGGGUGGAGAACGACGGUGAGGGUGACGGCGGAGAACGUGACCGCGAAGGUGAGAGGAGUAGAGGGAGGGGUUCGGAGAGGGAAGCUGUUAGGAGGAGGGAGAGGAAGAGGACGGAGAAUGACGAGGAGGAGGGUCACGGCGGAGAAAAAAGCAGCAGGUCGUCAAGGUCGAGGCACGAGAGGUCGCCGGAGCGCCACCACAAUGGAAGGAACAGGCACAAGUCUCAGUCGCCACAGCGUCAUGACUCCGCCGGGAACUCAAAGCCUCGUGAUGAGCAUACAAAUUCAAGAGGUGCUGAACAGAUGAAUGACGAUGAUUCUAUCAUGAAGAUGAAGGCUGCUGAGGAGGCUCUGAAAGAAAAACAGAAGGCUCAACAAGGAGAGGUUGCAAUGAUUGCUAACUUGGCUGAUCCUGGCUAUGCACUUGAACUAUCAACUGCAGUUCCUUCUGUUGGAUUGAAUUGCAGGGACUCAAUGGGUACCGAAUUCGAAACCAUUGAGGGAAGGAUAACAUCUAUGCUUUCGCAGCUACAAUCUGAGUGUGGCAUCCUUCACAGAAUGGUCUACAAGAACAAGAACCAGCACCGGCGCUGUGGCUAUUUCCAGCGUCUCUUGAAGGUGAGAAGGGAUAUGAGGCUUCUGCAAUCUGCAAACUUGGAGGAGCUUGUUACAUCAUGUUUCCUUGUGAUCAAAGGAGAGAGACCAAAACAGAAGGUUCAUCUUUUAGAGAGCUUGAAAAGGAGAAAAUGCGAUGGUGAAAAGCAUAAUUUUUUGGAGCGCCUUUUAGGAGCUGCACGAUUACUGUCAGAGAUGGCUGAACCAAUACUGAAGGCUGCAAUUGAAAUAUCUGUAUUGUUUGCUCGAUCCUUUUUUAUGGGAUUUUCUGUAACAGUUAUGGCCUUGCUUGCGCGUAUUCGAGUUUUGGUUCAACAAAUCUUACUUGAUGUUGUUUCAUUGUUCAACAUGGUUUCUUCCCUGUCCAGAAAGAAGCAAUCAAUAAAAAUAUCUCAUGAGAGAGUAGAGAUAAAUUUAUAUUACUUGAGACAAAGCAUAAGUGGGAGAGUGAAAAUCAAAGUGAGGACUCUGGUGGAAAUUUCUCUUUUCAAGCAUCAGGUGUGAACUAUACUAGUAUCAAGUCUAUUCUUGGAGAUGAUCAACUUGUCACUCAGAGAGUUGAAACAGACCCUACUGCCAGAUAAGAUGUCAAGGACAUGAAUACU
Messenger RNA from Lotus japonicus, 1481 nucleotides. RefSeq lists its product as uncharacterized. Bases 1 to 1380 code for a protein of 459 amino acids. The transcript is spliced from 2 exons. The record is from RefSeq and is a predicted model, not a curated record. Lineage: Eukaryota; Viridiplantae; Streptophyta; Magnoliopsida; Fabales; Fabaceae.